UUUUUCAAAGGUCCGAGAUUAUUUUUUAAAACAAAUAUUAGUCUAGUUUCUUUGAUUUCUCCACGUUGAAAUCAAUUUAGAGAGGGAAUUAAGGUUACACCUACUUGUGCUUUUGCCAAAUCGGGUUCAUUGUGCCGAAUCGACUCCUUAAGAUUUGGUGUCGACUCUUGAUUCCUAGUGACUCUUCUUGUUAGUUAGCUAUAUCGCGAGCACUGCUAUUUGGUCGGGUGUAUGAGUCAGUCAGUGUUACAGUUAAAGUUCUGUCUUGUUAUUGGUUCCAUGUCGCUAUAGCAGACCUGAUAAAGUGGCUAGUUGGAGCCAUGCGUGGACUUGGCUUGUGUGUGGUGUGUUUUGGUGCGCUGCAGCUGUAUAUCGGAGCUUCUGCACAUCGAGGAGCCUCGCAUUUAUUCACAGAUGAGAUCCCUUUCAAAAUCAACUGGCCCGGGGAACAUUUCACCUUGCCAGCAUCCGGAGCCCUUUAUGAAGAAGAUAACUACCUUAUUAUGACCACUGCAGAAAAGGAGAAAUACAAGUGCUUAUUGCCUUCUUUGUCUAGAGGAGAUGAGGAUGAGGAGGAGUAUACAGGACACAGCCCAGCUGUUCUACUUGCACCGUUAUUCAAACAAAGCAGUUGCUCAUACAGGAUUGAGUCUUACUGGUCCUAUGAGGUGUGCCAUGGUAAACAUGUGAGGCAGUAUCAUGAGGAAAAGGAAACUGGUCAGAAAGUGAGCCUACAGGAGUAUUACCUGGGCAGCAUGACCAGCAAAAACACAGAUUCUUCAGCAGACUCUGAGCAUAGUAAAGUAGCGGAUGCUGCCAGUGAAAGACCAGACUUCAACAUUGAGGUGCCAACUAAGAAUAUAGAAGGCCAGCUGACUCCUUAUUACGCAGUGGAGAUGGGGAAUGGGACCCCAUGUUUGUUGAAACAGAAUAAGCCUCGUUCUGCCUCUGUGCUGUACGUGUGUCACCCAGAGGCAAAACAUGAGAUCCUUUCCAUUGCUGAAGUGACAACCUGCGAGUAUGAAGUGGUGGUGCUCACCCCACUGCUCUGUGCUCAUCCUAAAUAUAGGUUCAAGUCAUCACCAGUGAAUGCCAUCUUUUGCCAGGCGCUGGCAGGCUCUCCACUCCGGCCCCACAGCUUCUCCCAACUGGACCAGCAGCAGGAGGAGCUGCUUAGGCCACCCUUCAGCCCUCCCACUGAGCGAGAGGACGACACAUCACCUGUGCGGGAAGAGGCCUUUACCUCUACCCACAAACCCAUAGCAGUAGCUGGACACACCCAGGUGACAGUGAGCACCACUCACAUAUCUCGUCUGACUGAUGAGCAGCUCAUAAGGGAAUUUCUGAGUGGCUCGUACUGUCUACAUGGGGGUGUUGGAUGGUGGAAAUAUGAAUUCUGCUAUGGAAAGCAUGUUCAUCAGUAUCAUGAGGACAAAGAACAAGGGAAGAGUAUUGUCGUGGUUGGCACUUGGAAUCACGCUGAGCAUUUAGAGUGGUCCAAGAAGAACGUGGCGCGCACCUACCAGCUUAAAGAAGAGGGAACCCAGAAAGUGAAGGUGGUGUCCCACUUCUAUGGCCAUGGAGAUGUGUGUGACCUCACAGGAAAGCCAAGACAGGUUGUUGUGAAGCUCAAGUGUAAGGAAUCGGAGUCUCCUCAUGCUGUUGUUGUGUAUCUCUUGGAACCCCAGACCUGCCAAUAUAUUCUUGGGGUGGAGUCUCCGGUGAUCUGUAAGGUCUUGGACACAGCUGAUGAGAAUGGCCUUCUUUCCCUCCCUAGCUAGAAAUAAUAGAUCCUAGUGAAAUGGGCUUGUUUUAGAAGAUGGUGAUGAUUAUGGAGUGAAAUGUGGAUUUCUGAAGGAAAGCAGAGUGCCUAAACCCAGGAAUUCCUCAUGAUCCCUUUAAGAACACUGAAUUCAGUGACAUUUGUCCUGUGUUGGAGCAGGUGUGGUGUUCAAAGUAUGAUAAUUCUGGAAUUGGCAGUUGUGGAACUGUUUAAUUUCCUCAUCUACUGGAGAAUAUCUGUUUUUAAGUUUUUGCCACAUUUUAAUGACUGCUCAUGAUUUUUUUUUUUUUUUAUUUAAUGCAAUACUUUCUGCAGGGUAACGUAUUGGGUUGUUUUAACUGUUUAUUUAUUUGUUAACUACAUGCUUACUGUUGCAAGCAUUAAAAUUACAUUUUAAGUAAAGCAAGGCUUUAAGAAUUUGAAAGUUUAGUUAAUUGAAUAUAUGGAGAGCUAGAAUGCAUUGCAAAAGUAGCAGACCAGUUACAUACUUGAGCCACUUAAGCAUAAAGAUGACAAAAAAUACAAACUGCAAGCUUUUUUAUUUUAGACUAAAUCUGAACAAUGCUUCAUGUUGAUACUACCAUGAAAUUAUGGUAGUAUCAUUGCCACAUUUAAGUGGAUACAAGAACUUGGUCAUAUAGUAAGCAUUUGUCUUUUUAUUUAAAAAGCAGCAGAACCUAGAUUGUGAUUUUGAAUAAUUGUUAAAAUGUUUAGGGUGUGCACUGUGUAUGUACAUGCACAUCUAAAUGAAUGAAGGUAGUGAACUAUGCUUUAAUUCAGGGAUGUUUGCGUGGGUUUUUAAAGUUGUAUGAUAUUCACGAUUCAGGAGAAAAUCCAAUUGUCCAAUUCAGCAAGAAAACUUGAGCAAAUAAAAGAUGAAUAUGUUUUGGUUAUAA
This is a messenger RNA of Neoarius graeffei (lesser salmon catfish), 2679 nucleotides long. RefSeq names its product endoplasmic reticulum lectin 1 (gene erlec1). The transcript has 14 exons. Gene Ontology annotation, biological process: endoplasmic reticulum unfolded protein response; retrograde protein transport, ER to cytosol. The record is from RefSeq and is a predicted model, not a curated record. Gene Ontology annotation, cellular component: endoplasmic reticulum lumen. Bases 321 to 1781 code for a protein of 486 amino acids. Lineage: Eukaryota; Metazoa; Chordata; Actinopteri; Siluriformes; Ariidae.